Molecule: messenger RNA, 801 nt
Organism: Pestalotiopsis fici W106-1
Lineage: Eukaryota; Fungi; Ascomycota; Sordariomycetes; Amphisphaeriales; Sporocadaceae
Exons: 3
Coding region: 1-801 (266 amino acids)
Cellular component (GO): EMC complex
Source: RefSeq, a predicted model, not a curated record
AUGCGCCUAACCCUCCCAGCGCUCCUGAGCGCCCUCCUCCCAGCCUUGGGGGGCCUGGCCUCGUCCUCCUCUUCUUCCUCCGCCGACAACAUCGGCACCGUCUCGCUCACCCUCACGGUCCCGCCGGCGCAGCACCUGCCCAACCCGCACGUCCUGCCCGCCUCGACGCACGCGACGCUGACGGCGCUGGGCCACCCGCGCCGCGCCGCGCCCUUGACCGUGUCCAACACGUUUGUCUUUCACAACGUCACGCCCGGCUCGUACCUGGCCGACGUGCACAGCGCCGCCUACGGGUUCGUCCCGCUCCGCGUCGACGUCCUGGAACCUGCGGCUGCUGCUGAUGCCAAUGGAGGUCCGGUCGUCAAGGUCUGGGAGACGUACCGCGGCAACGAGUGGGGGAACAAGGGCGAAGAGGUCCUUAAUACGGGAGGUGGUGGAGGAAAGGCGGCCUCUGGACCUUCUUUUGCGGUCCGCUGUCUCGGCAAGAAGGUCUUCUUUCAGGAGAGGGGAAAGUUCUCGAUCUUGACCAUUCUCAAGAACCCCAUGAUUCUCAUGGGUCUGGCCAGCAUGGGUAUCUUCUUUGGCAUGCCAAAGCUGGUCGAGAAUAUGGACCCCGAGAUGCGCGCAGAGUGGGAAGAGCAGCAAAAGAAGAACCCAAUGAGCAGCAUCAUGGGUGGCGGCUCCAGCGGUGGCAACCCAAUGAGCAGCUUUGACAUGGCCUCAUUCAUGGCGGGCUCUAACAACAACAAUAAUAACGAGGGCAGCUCUGGAAAUGGGGGUAAGAAGGGCGGGAAGAGAUAG